AUGGCUCCCAGUACCAGUGGCAGUCUUUCAAUCAACAACCAUGACGAUGCCAUCACUCGAAUUAAGAACAUUGAAAUGAUUGAGAUGGGUCGUCAUCGAAUUAAGCCUUGGUACUUUUCUCCGUAUCCAAGUGAACUCGUUGAUGAGCCGUGCAUCUUCCUGUGCGAGUUUUGCCUGAAAUACUGCAAAUCUCGAACCUGUUUGAAAAGUCACAAUCGAAAGUGUCUCUUCAAGUAUCCACCCGGUAAUGAAGUGUACCGAAAAAAGUACUCCUCGCAAACGUUGUCAUUCUUUGAGAUUGACGGACGCAAGAACAAAUCCUACUCUCAAAAUCUGUGUCUUUUAGCCAAGUGUUUUCUUGACCAUAAAACUCUAUACUACGACACAGAUCCUUUUCUUUUCUAUGUGCUCACUGAAAAUGAUGACCAUGGUUUUCAUAUCGUGGGGUACUUUUCAAAAGAAAAGGAAUCCUCUGAAGACUACAAUGUCGCUUGCAUUCUCACUUUGCCGCCUUAUCAAAGAAAAGGGUACGGCAAACUGUUGAUUGAGUUCAGCUAUGAACUUUCAAAGGCUGAACUAAAAGCCGGAAGUCCCGAGAAACCGCUCAGUGAUCUUGGUCUUCUCUCCUAUCGAUCUUACUGGUCAGAAACUAUUCUGGAGCUUCUCAUCAAUUUAAAACCCGGAGAAAAUCACGAAAAGCCCCAGAUAACCAUCAGCGAGGUAGCUGAAAGUACGAGCAUCAAGAGAGACGAUGUUGUUUCGACGCUGCAAUCAUUGAACUUGAUCAACUACUACAAAGGCCAAUAUAUCAUUAAUUUGACAGAGGAGACUCUGAAUAAUUUCGAAAAGAUGAAUGAGAAGCGGAAGAUUCGCAUCGAUCCUAAAGAGCUCAAGUGGACGCCCAAAGACUGGUCGAAACGUGGCAAAUGGUGA
This is a messenger RNA of Rhagoletis zephyria (snowberry fruit fly), 933 nucleotides long. The record is from RefSeq and is a predicted model, not a curated record. Lineage: Eukaryota; Metazoa; Arthropoda; Insecta; Diptera; Tephritidae.